Lolium rigidum is the source of this 1370-nucleotide messenger RNA. Its product is annotated as tubby-like F-box protein 7. NCBI's taxonomy places the organism in Eukaryota, Viridiplantae, Streptophyta, Magnoliopsida, Poales, Poaceae. Gene Ontology annotation, molecular function: protein binding. The transcript is spliced from 4 exons. The record is from RefSeq and is a predicted model, not a curated record. Bases 10 to 1197 code for a protein of 395 amino acids.
AAUCUAAGGAUGACUUUGCGAAGCAAAGUUCGUGACCUCGGGGAGAGGUUCGGAAACUUAUCAAGGCGUUUCAAGGCGAAAACUUCAAGCAUCCCAGGCCGUUCGGGCCAUCACACAGGGAAGUCUUCAGAUGAGCUGCAGGAUGGUGUUGUGGUUAUUCAGCAAAGCAGCUGGGACAGCCUUCCUCCUGAAGUACUCCGGGAUGUGCUGAAAAGGUUGAAGCAAGACGACAGCAAUUGGCCACCCCCCAGAGAUGUUGUUGCUUGCGCUUCCGUUUGUACAACGUGGAGAGAUAUGUGCAAGUAUAUAGUGAGGAACCCAGAAUUUUGUGGAAAGAUCACGCUUCCAGCAUCUCUUAAGCAGCCUGGACCUCGAGAUGGAUUAAUCCAAUGUUUCAUAAAAAGGGACAAGUCAAAGCAAACUUAUCAUCUCUACAUGUCCUUUUCAGUCUCUGCUAUGCUCGAUGAUAAUGGGAAGUUCCUGCUAUCAGCUAAAAGGAUUCGACACAUGACCUACAAUGGCUACACCAUUUCUAUGGAUUCUAAAAAUAUUUCCCAAUCAGGUAGUGGUUACAUUGGAAUGUUGAGAUCAGAUUUCUUUCACCGCAAAUUUAUCAUAUAUGACACACAGCCGCCAUACAAUGCUCGGACACUUUGCACACAUGAACAGAACUGUCGGCGAUUCUCCUCAAGGAAAGUUUCCCCAAAAAGUUCGACGGGUAGCUACCCCAUUGCUGAGGUGAAGUAUGAGUAUAAUGUGUUGGGCGCCCGUGCGCCAAGGCAGAUGCAAUGCACUAUGCAUUCCAUCCCAACAUCAGCAGUAGAGUUUGGGCUGCAAGAAGGUGAUGGUGUUGUGGACAAGGAGGAGAUGCUCUUGGUUCUUAGGAACAAAGAACCAAGGUGGCACAUCCAGCAGCAGUGCUGGUGCCUCAACUUCCAUGGGCGUGCCACGAUGGCCUCUGUCAAAAACUUCCAGCUGAUAGCUGCCCCGACGCCAGCACCUACAGGAACGGCGGCUUCUGCGCAGCCCCGUCCUGCCAGUCCGUCAUCUUCAUCAUCCAACCACGACACUGUGGUCCUGCAAUUUGGUAGAGUCUCCAAGGAUACCUUCACGAUGGACUACCGGUACCCGCUGUCGACCUUCCAGGCUUUCGCCAUCUGCUUGACCAACUUCGACACCAAAGUUGCACAUGCAUAAAAAGGGUCGAGGUGAAGAUAUAUAUUAGUUAGAGAGACACGGGGAAGCUUGGAUUAUAUUGUGAUUCUCGUGGGCUAUGUAUGAUAUGAAAUGUGAAGAUAUUGAGCUCAACGUUAUAUUUCACGGUCGAGUUUUCUAGAUCUGCUGAAUCCGUCAGCAUUAUAUUAUGUAUU